AUGGAGUUGAUGCAGGAGAUUUUGAUGCAUCCAGAUGAAUUAUACCCAUUGGUAAAGCUCAUGUUAACGGCAAAACGCAUCGAGAAGAAGACAUCAGUGUGGCUGUUGCAGCCACACUGGGCCUUCUGCUACGCUACUCUCCGAAAGGUGUCUCGUAGCUUUGCUCUUGUAAUUCAACAACUUCCUAGUGACCUUCGUAACGUGGUUUGUGUUUAUUAUUUGGUUCUUAGAGCACUUGACACUGUUGAGGAUGAUACCAGCUUAGCCAUUGAGGUUAGAGUACCUAUUUUGAGAAAUUUUUAUUGCAACUUCUAUGAUCCUCAAUGGCAUUUUUCAUGUGGUACAAAGGCAUUCAAGGUUCUUAUGGACCAAUUCCAUCAUGUUUCCACUGCUUUCCUAGAGCUUGAUACAAAUUAUCAAGAGGUGAUUAAGGAUAUUACCAAGAGAAUGGGUGAAGGAAUGGCGAAAUUUCUAUGCAAGGAGGUAGAAACAAUCGAUGAUUAUAAUGAAUAUAGUUUCUAUGCAUCUGGACUUUGUGGAUUAGGAUUAUCAAAGUUUUUUUAUGUUUCUGGAAGAGAAGAUUUAGCACCAGAAUCCAUCUCGAUUUCCAUGGGUUUAUUUCUUCAGAAAAUAAGCAUCAUUAGAGAUUAUCUAGAGGACAUAAGUGAAGUACCUAAAUGUCGUAUGUUUUGGCCUCGACAAAUUUGGAGUAAAUAUGUUAACAAACUCGAGGACUUUAAGUACGAGGAAAACUCGGUCAAGGCAGUACAAUGUCUGAAUGAAAUGGUCACUAAUGCUUUAUUAUAUGUAGAAGAUUGUCUGACUAGCAUGUCUAGUUUACGCGAUCCUGCUAUCUUUCAGUUCUGUGCAAUUCCACAGAUCAUAAAUAUGGGGAAUUUGUCGAUGUACUACAACAACGUUGAGAUUUUCAAAGGCGUUGUUGAAAUGAGACGAGGCCUCUGUGCUAAGAUUAUUGAUCAGACAAGGACGAUGGCUGAUGUCUACGGAGCUUUUUAUGACUUUUGUUGUAUAAUGGAAUCUAAGGUUGAUCGCGAUGAUCCAAAUGCAACGAGUACUUUGAAGAGGCUUGAAGCAAUCUUGAAAACUUGCAGAGACUCCGGAACCUUAAAUCAAAGGAAAUCUUACACAUUCAGCUAUCAGCCUAAUUAUAAUAUUCCAGUUUUGAUUAUCUUCUUUUUCAUCAUGUUGGCUAUUCUUUUAUCAACAAAAAUACCUUAAGAGACCAUAGGUGAGCAUUCUA
Messenger RNA from Solanum verrucosum, 1261 nucleotides. Its product is annotated as squalene synthase-like. Gene Ontology annotation, molecular function: squalene synthase [NAD(P)H] activity. Lineage: Eukaryota; Viridiplantae; Streptophyta; Magnoliopsida; Solanales; Solanaceae. Gene Ontology annotation, cellular component: endoplasmic reticulum membrane. Gene Ontology annotation, biological process: farnesyl diphosphate metabolic process; lipid biosynthetic process. Bases 1 to 1239 code for a protein of 412 amino acids. The record is from RefSeq and is a predicted model, not a curated record. The transcript has 13 exons.